CGUUUCCGGUCCGUGCCCUUGGGGCUCCGUGUCCUGUUAGUUUUUCCUCGGCGGCCGGGUUUGCAUUCUGGAAACAUGGCGGCGGCGAGGGGCUGCUGGCGGGGGCUUGUGGGGGCCGCAACACUGGCCCGGGGGGCCAGGCGACCCUCGGCGCUGCUGCUGCCAGUGAGGAGGGAGAGCGCCUCGGCCGACACGCGCCCCACUGUCAGACCACGGAACGAUGUGGCCCAUAAGCAGCUCUCAGCUUUUGGAGAAUAUGUGGCUGAAAUCCUGCCCAAGUAUGUCCAACAAGUUCAGGUGACUUGCUUCAAUGAGUUAGAGAUCUGUAUCCAUCCUGAUGGAAUCAUCCCAGUGCUGACUUUCCUCAGAGAUCACACCAAUGCACAGUUCAGAUCCUUGGCCGACUUAACAGCAGUGGACAUCCCAACCCGGCAAAACCGUUUUGAGAUUGUCUACAACCUGCUGUCCCUGCGUUUCAACUCUCGGAUCCGUGUGAAGACCUAUACAGAUGAGCUGACACCCAUUGAGUCUACUGUCCCUGUGUACAAGGCAGCCAACUGGUAUGAGAGGGAGAUCUGGGACAUGUUCGGAGUCUUCUUUGCUAAUCACCCUGACUUAAGAAGGAUCCUGACAGACUAUGGCUUUGAGGGACAUCCAUUCCGGAAGGACUUCCCCUUGUCUGGCUAUGUUGAGCUUCGCUAUGAUGAUGAGGUGAAGUGGGUGGUGGCUGAGCCGGUGGAGUUGGCCCAGGAGUUCCGCAAAUUUGACCUCAACAGCCCCUGGGAGGCUUUCCCUGCCUAUCGCCAGCCCCCUGAGAGUCCCAAGCUUGAGGCAGGGGACAAAAAACCUGAAGCCAAGUAGCUCCAUGGAAGGCAUGUGGGCGUACUCAGAAGCGCCUUACCUAUAAUUAAGUGUUCAUGUAAAUAAAGUCCUUCUUAGACUCAC
Elephantulus edwardii (Cape elephant shrew) is the source of this 945-nucleotide messenger RNA. RefSeq names its product NADH dehydrogenase (ubiquinone) Fe-S protein 3, 30kDa (NADH-coenzyme Q reductase) (gene NDUFS3). Lineage: Eukaryota; Metazoa; Chordata; Mammalia; Macroscelidea; Macroscelididae. Gene Ontology annotation, molecular function: NADH dehydrogenase (ubiquinone) activity. The record is from RefSeq and is a predicted model, not a curated record. The coding region runs from base 76 to 861 and encodes 261 amino acids. The transcript has 7 exons.